This is a messenger RNA of Pseudogymnoascus destructans, 609 nucleotides long. RefSeq lists its product as uncharacterized. Gene Ontology annotation, molecular function: GTP binding; GTPase activity. The transcript has 3 exons. The record is from RefSeq and is a predicted model, not a curated record. Gene Ontology annotation, biological process: small GTPase-mediated signal transduction. The coding region runs from base 4 to 603 and encodes 199 amino acids. NCBI's taxonomy places the organism in Eukaryota, Fungi, Ascomycota, Leotiomycetes, Thelebolales, Thelebolaceae.
UCGAUGGCCAAUUCCGAUCCCGAUUCGCCUGUGGUCUCAAUUCUAUUCCUUGGCGAUGCUGGAUGUGGAAAGUCUACGUUCUUCUCGCGGAUAAGCCAAGGCGCCGUGGGACAACAGGCCGACAGACGCAUUGCGCCUCUUCGUGAUGGCGACCAACCGUUUGUUUAUGAUAUAAAGUUCUGCAAUCGCCCGUUUCGCUUUCGACUUUACGACACCGCAAGCCCUGAAAACUGGAAGCUCCUGCGACCCGACGUAGUAGUGCUGUGCUUUGAUGUGAGCCAGAGGUUGAGUAUGAUCCACAUGCAGAGAUAUUGGAUCAAUGAGACUAUCAAGUCAUUUAUGCAGGAACGGGAGCUUCCAAUUAUCGUGCUUGGCUUGAAGCGCGAUUUGCGUAGCGAGGAAGACCCGAACGGGAUCAUAUAUCCCCAGGAAGCAUAUAGAAUUGCCCAAGAGAUGAGAUGUGAUAAGUAUAUGGAGUGCUCAGCAGUCACAGGCGAGCUUUUAAAGGAAGCUUGGGAAGAUAUCUGCAAGACUGGGGCACAGACAACGAACAAAGUAGAUGGGCUGCAAGGUCUCAGUGAGGGCGGAUGCUUGAUAAUGUAAAGAACC